This is a messenger RNA of Microcebus murinus (gray mouse lemur), 1105 nucleotides long. Its product is annotated as phosphopantothenate--cysteine ligase-like. The record is from RefSeq and is a predicted model, not a curated record. NCBI's taxonomy places the organism in Eukaryota, Metazoa, Chordata, Mammalia, Primates, Cheirogaleidae.
ACCAAGGCUAGGAAAGUAACCUGAGGAAAAUGUGAUCCUUCUGGAUGCCCACCAAGCCGAGAAGUCCUCACAGCGCACUGUCAUCUUCGCUGAGCUCUGGGGCAGAACUACCACGCACUUCCAGACCCAGCAAGAUCCAGGCCUACUGCCAAAACUAAGGCAGUGACCUGCCCACUCACCACUACGGCGCGUGGACCAGGCUCUACUGCGAUGUUUUACCUGGCUGCGGCCGUGUCAGAUUUCUAUGUUCCUGUUUCUGAAAUGCCUGAACACAAGAUCCAGUCAUCUGGGGGCCUACUGCAGAUAACAAUGAAGAUGGUGCCAAAAAUGCUUUCUCCUUUGGUUAAAGAUUGGGCUCCCAAGGCAUUUAUAAUUUCUUUUAAGUUGGAGACUGAUCCCUCCAUUGUAAUUAAUCGUGCUUGGAACGCUUUGGAAAUUUAUCAACAUCAAGUGGUGGUGGCUAAUAUCCUUGAAUCACGACAGUCCUGUGUGGUUAUCGUAACCAAAGACUCAGAAACCAAGUUAUUGCUAUCAGAGGGAGAAGUAGGAAAAGGCAUAGAGAUAGAAGAGAAGAUAGUGGAUAAUCUUCGAUCUCGACACACAGCCUUUAUAUGUGAAAAAAACUGAAGUAAAAGCCCUUAUAGGGUCAAAUAUUAUUCAGGGCUCUUAUAGCUGGUGAGAACUAUAAUAAAUCCUUUGCUUUCAUAAGGACAGAGAAAAUGAAGGAAAGGGAAAAAGUGAUGUGCAAAUAUAGUUUGGUAUUUUAUCUUUUAAUGACCAAACCACCUGACACAUUCACCUGAAUGUCAUCUUGAUUUUGAAAUUGAACACUAGAGCUGUUUCUCACCUUUAACAAAAGAGCUUAUUGGGAAUUAUAUAUUCCUCCAAAUCUACAUGGGGGCCUGAAUAUCAGCCUUCUUCAUACUACAAAAAGAGGAUUAUGGAUGCAUGAGUGGUCAUGCUUUGAAGAUCAAAUAUUUGUUGAGUGCCUACUAUGUGUUAAGUCCUAUGAUGAGCUAUGAGGAUUAAAACAAUGAAUAAACAUGUCUUGUUUGGGAAAUGGAUGUAUAAAAAAAUACAAUAAAGUGUGUGCCCAAAAGCUGCA